AUGGCCGAGGGGGAGAUCACCACCUUCACCGCCCUGACCGAGAAGUUCAACCUGCCCCCCGGGAACUACAAGAAACCCAAACUCCUGUACUGCAGCAACGGUGGCCACUUCCUACGCAUCCUCCCGGACGGGAAAGUGGAUGGGACCAGGGACCGAAGCGACCAGCACAUUCAGCUCCAGCUCAGCGCGGAAAGCGUGGGAGAGGUGUACAUAAAGAGCACCCAGUCCGGGCAGUACCUGGCGAUGGACCCCACCGGGCUGCUCUACGGCUCGCAGCUGCUGGGCGAGGAGUGCCUGUUCCUUGAGAGGAUCGAGGAGAACCAUUACAACACGUAUGUCUCCAAAAAGCACGCGGAUAAGAACUGGUUUGUGGGUCUGAAGAAGAACGGGAACAGCAAGCUGGGGCCGCGGACACACUAUGGCCAGAAGGCCAUCCUCUUCCUCCCGCUGCCCGUCUUGGCCGACUAAGCCGGCCCAGGAGCGCAGAGACAACCCGAACCCCAAAACCCAACUGCUGCCUCCUCCUUUUCCCUCACUCUCUCUUUUUGGCUAGUAUGACAGAGCCAAACGUUAAAGCUCUGAACUGUAAGUAAAGGCUUUACCAACAUUAGACAAGGCAGAGCUCUUCUGCCCUGCACAAAGCUUUGCAGAGCUGAGGGGAAAAGCCCCAACACCCCCAAGGUCCCUGGCACCCCCACAGACCUGUCCUGGGCAGGCACCCAGAAACAGGGCCAAGGGGGCUCCCCAGAGACACCCCGGUGAGCAGAGAAACACAGUCUUCUACUGUCCCUGGCUAUCCUAAGGCAAAACCUCUCUGGAUACUCUGUGUUAACAUAUUUAUCCAUCUAAGUAUGUAGCUUCUAAUAUGCCCUUCAAGCUAUUUCAGACUGCGCUAGUCACGUUACCGAGUGCCGGUCUGGUUAAACACUUGCCGACACCCUCGGCAUAUUAAGCUAAACUAGCAUCAGCCAAAAGCUCCAAGCCCUUGACAUUUAGCCUCCCUUACAACACCAGUAUUGCUGUGUUACAUGCUAGUACCUGCCAUAUGUUAUUUGUAUUUAUUUAUUAAGUAAAUAUGUCUCUUCUACAA
Molecule: messenger RNA, 1090 nt
Organism: Columba livia (rock pigeon)
Lineage: Eukaryota; Metazoa; Chordata; Aves; Columbiformes; Columbidae
Gene: FGF1
Product: fibroblast growth factor 1
Exons: 3
Coding region: 1-468 (155 amino acids)
Biological process (GO): positive regulation of gene expression; cell differentiation; wound healing
Cellular component (GO): nucleus; cytoplasm
Molecular function (GO): fibroblast growth factor receptor binding; growth factor activity
Source: RefSeq, a predicted model, not a curated record